Messenger RNA from Symsagittifera roscoffensis, 2758 nucleotides. RefSeq lists its product as uncharacterized. The transcript has 11 exons. NCBI's taxonomy places the organism in Eukaryota, Metazoa, Xenacoelomorpha, Acoela, Convolutidae. The record is from RefSeq and is a predicted model, not a curated record. Gene Ontology annotation, molecular function: protein binding. The coding region runs from base 5 to 2623 and encodes 872 amino acids.
CCAAAUGUUGGUGGGAACUGGCAGUGACGGUCAAUUAAGGGUAUGGAGAAGUGACCUGGGCAAAGAGAUCACAGCUCUAGACGUGAGACAACAAACUCUGACUGAAGACAAUCCGUCUAAUGCGAUUGUUUCGAAGAGUAGUAGACGAGAGGACACUCAGGAUGUCUCCGUGAAGAGUGUUGCAUUUUGUAAAAACCAGACGCUAUUUGCUGUGCUUCUAGCUGACGGGAACAUUUCAGUUGCAUGUGGCUCAACUUACAAGAUACUCAAGUCUACCCGAUUCCCACAGGAUUUCAAAGCCAUUCUUCAAUUUAUAGAGUGGAUUGAUAACUCGCUUUUAGUCGUAAGCGAAAGACGUCUCUUCAUUGCAUACUGUUAUCCUAAAACCGCUUCACGGCCUAUUUCUACGUGGCAUUUCAACUCAGAUGUUAAGUUCACUGUUGAGAAGAUAGGCGUGGCUACAGAGAAAACGAAGAAAAAAAGCUCCUUCAGUGGUGUCCAGUAUGAUUUCUACUCCUCUGAGAAGCAAACUUGUCUGGGUGUUGGAAUAGUACCAGUUAAAGAGAAAAUUUUCUGGGUUGUGAGUGUGGGAUCCGAGUAUGGAAAUGUGGACUUGUUCAAAGUGGAGUCUAGCCAAAUUUCAAGUCGCGAUGCGAGUGAUCAUUUUGCACCUGUACACCUCGAGAGACUGUUCACUGUGCAGAGCGCCCAUGAGGGACCCCUCACCCAUUUAGCAUUUGUGGACCGUACUCUCUUCUCAGCAGCUAAAGACAGGAAAGUGGCUCUUUGGGACAUGAAGAAAAUCAAAAACGGCAAAGGACCAGUGCAAGUGAUCCAAAAUGCUCAUGAAGACUGGGUCACGUGUCUGGAUGCCAGUGAAGAAGUAGUCGUCACUGGCUCGGCAGACAACUCAAUCAGAGUUUGGAAGAGGAUAAACCACCUGGUGAUGAAAGAGGGCGACAAGAAAGGGAAAGAAGAAAGAGCAGUGAUUGAUGCUAAUUGUGCUGCAUACACAUUGACAGGCCACAACUCGGCUAUACAAUACGUCAAGUAUUUUAACGAUGCUGAUUUGAUUGUAUCGAGUGACAGCGAAGGCGUUGUGAAGUGCUGGAGAUACUCCACAGGGUCCAUAUUGGCGUCCAAUCAAUUCACUUCGCCGGCAAGUGCAAGCAUAUCUACGCUUGUAUGUGAGGCCAGAAUAAAAGCUGAGGCAGAUGAGGACUCACCUGUUAUGAAUCUGGAGAUUGCAGAUUGGGCUGCUGAAGUAGAAAAGGAUGAAGAAAUUUCUGCUCAGAGCAAGAGAGAAAUCCCGACUAAGAAAGAAGAGUCGAAAAAAGAAGUGCAUUUGGUGAUUGGACACGAAGAUGGACACACGACUGUCGUUGACCCCAUGGUCGGGGAUCAGACCUCGUCUCUUGUCGGUCACUCAGAAGUGGUCAAUUGUGUAUGUGAACAGAGCAAGGAUUCGAGCGUGUUUUCAGGCGCGAGUGAUUCGAACGUGAUCAAAUGGGACCUGAAAGUUCAGAGUGACAGUGCUAAAAGCGUGAAUAAAUGCUGUGACGUCACGAUCUCCGCUAUUGACUUCUACGUCGUCAGCUCACUUGCACGUGUAGUUGUGGGAGACGUGGCUGGUGAAUUACAAGUAGUCGAACACUCCUCGGGGAGACGGCUCACAAUGAACCAUUCGGUCCACCCGAAGCACCACAAGGGGUUUGUGAGUGGGGUGAAUGUGGCUGUGCACGCAAAGAGAGUGUUCGUGAUGAGUGCGGGACGUGAUGGCAAAGUGCACAAUUGGGAGAUAACGGAAGCAAACAAUGGGGCCUACGGGUCCAUUGCAUCACUGAGUUUGUUGUCGACAACUGAUCUAGGAUCUCCAGUGGCCAAUAUACGCAAAGUGUCGUCCCUUAUUGACAAAAAGAACCCAAUAUUGUUCUGUUGCUGGGACGGUUCAUUGACUGCAUUAGCUCGAAGCGUCUCCAGACCAGAGAACGUAAUGAAUCUGUGGAGCACAGCCUCUCCAUCUUUGAAAGAUGAGCCCUGGCGUACUGAUUGGCUGGUAGUGAAGGGGCCAAAUAAGACUUUCUGGAACCUGCACUGUAGUAUGGAUGAACGCGAUUGUUUUGUUAGCUCAUCGAACGCUUUGUUCCAGACUCCGGACCGAAGAGCCGGUUACAGAAUAGAAACUUGUCACGAAUUCUCUUCUUCUCAGUGGACUUGUUUUGAAGUGGAUGCACGAGAACAGGGCUUGUUCUACAUUGGAGAUGCGAAUGGAUUCGUCCACAUGAUCUGCCCGAAGGAGUACGAAAAGAGAAAUAGUUCGGUGUGGAAAGUUGAACAAACAAUGGCUACCAAGGCACACGAGGGAGCAGUUAGGUGUAUUUCAUUGGCGCAUGCCCUGCUAGUAACUGCUGGGGACGACUGCGAGAUCAGAGUGUGGAGAAAAGAAGAAGUUGACAAAGAUGGUACAAAAGAAAGACGUCUGAUACAGGUUGGCCAAUUUUCAUGUAGUGGACCUGUCUCCUGCCUAACAGUUUCAAGAAACGAAGACACGCGUGUGAAACUGUCGAACAUAUCUGCUGCAGAUAAACUGGGAAAUGUAUACUCCCUCAAGAUUUAUCUAUAAAACAUUCUUUAUCUAUUCAUUAACUGGACAUUAACUGCUAUAGAAAUGUUAAUUUGAAAUUCAAAGAUUAAUGCAUGGUAAAUUAGGCAUACCUUUAAUUGAUGAAAGAUUAAUAAAUAAUUAAUAAAAAUUUAC